AUGGUGGCGAUAGGUAAGGAAGAGCGGGCCGGAGGUGAUCCGGAAACGAAAACCGACAUGACAAAUGUGGAGAAGGGAGAUGUGGAAAAGCGUGAUCCAUCGCCUGUGAAGUCAUACUCGCAAAAAUUCUGGGACAUUGUGCAGGGCGGCUGGAAGUGGACGUCCGUGAAGCCCGAAAAACGCGAGAAAUGGAUCAUUUUCGGCAGUACGCUCUACACGGAGGGAAAGUCAGGCGAAUACACAGCACAGGAGCUGCUCUUCGACCGAAUCUCGCCUGACCCGUCGAAUCGUCUUGUUUACGUCCGCACGGUCGACUGGAAGCCAUUCAUCGCUAAUCCGAUCCCGUGCUCAUCCAUGUAUCUCCACUUUGAGACGCGAGUUGAGCAAGUUCGGGUUCUGGAAACACUCAUAGCCGCCUAUGCCGAGCCAAAACCGACCUUGUGGAAUAUUAGCGAGGAGGUACGCGAAUUGCCAGAAACUCGAUUUGCUCGGCUGCUCGGCGCGAUUCAACUUUUCGUACUAUUC
Messenger RNA from Mesorhabditis spiculigera, 525 nucleotides. The record is from the annotation of a GenBank genome assembly. NCBI's taxonomy places the organism in Eukaryota, Metazoa, Nematoda, Chromadorea, Rhabditida, Rhabditidae.